UUUUAAAAGCAUCGAGUCAUUUUGAAGUCAACUCAGUGCCCAAAACGAAUUUUGCAAAAUUUUGUGCCGCAUUUUUCAUUCUUUGUUAAAUUGAAAUAAAUAAAAAAAUAAAUAAAAUGGUUUUCGGCAACGAUUGGAUGGAUGCUCCUCACAGCACAGGAACCACAAUCAUGGCUGUGGAAUUCGAUGGUGGAGUUGUAAUUGGUGCAGACUCACGGACAAGUACCGGUGUUUAUGUGGCCAACAGAGUCACAGACAAACUGACCAAAAUUUCAGACAAAAUUUACUGCUGUCGCAGUGGAUCAGCUGCCGAUACUCAAGCUAUUGCUGAUAUUGUGGCAUAUUCCUUGAACUACCAUGAAAAUCAAACUGGCGAAGAACCAUUGGUGUCUGAAGCAGCUUCAGAAUUCCGUAACUAUUGCUACAACUAUCGGGAUUCUCUUAUGGCAGGAAUUAUUGUCGCCGGUUGGGACAAGAAGAACGGCGGACAAGUCUAUUCGAUUCCAUUGGGUGGCAUGUUGGUGCGACAGGGCGUUACUAUUGGUGGAUCUGGUAGUAGUUAUAUUUAUGGUUUUGUAAGGGAAUUCUACAAACCCAACAUGAACAAAGCCGAUUGUAUAGAAUUCGUUAAGAAAGCUGUGAAACAUGCAAUCUAUCACGAUGGAAGCUCAGGUGGUGUUUGUAGAAUUGGUGUCAUCACCGAAUCAGGAAUCGAAAGAAGUGUUUUCUUCAACACUGAAGAUGGAUCCCCUGUCAUUACUGGAAACUAAGUUUUUGUGUUUUGAGUUGUUUGCUCUUUUUUUGUAUUGUACUUUGAAAUUUGAAUAAUCUUUUGGAAUAAAUGAUUUAGUGGGAGAACAUU
Eupeodes corollae is the source of this 862-nucleotide messenger RNA. RefSeq names its product proteasome subunit beta type-6 (gene Prosbeta1). Bases 117 to 770 code for a protein of 217 amino acids. Gene Ontology annotation, molecular function: threonine-type endopeptidase activity. Gene Ontology annotation, cellular component: proteasome core complex. NCBI's taxonomy places the organism in Eukaryota, Metazoa, Arthropoda, Insecta, Diptera, Syrphidae. The transcript has 4 exons. The record is from RefSeq and is a predicted model, not a curated record.